Alosa sapidissima (American shad) is the source of this 1070-nucleotide messenger RNA. RefSeq names its product sulfotransferase 6B1-like. Bases 188 to 1066 code for a protein of 292 amino acids. Lineage: Eukaryota; Metazoa; Chordata; Actinopteri; Clupeiformes; Clupeidae. The transcript is spliced from 7 exons. Gene Ontology annotation, biological process: sulfation. The record is from RefSeq and is a predicted model, not a curated record. Gene Ontology annotation, cellular component: cytoplasm. Gene Ontology annotation, molecular function: sulfotransferase activity.
GAAUAAAUACACACCUCCUCUCGCUGCACUCUCAGUGAUCACUGCCUUUCCUCACCCUCUCUCUUCCUCACCCUCUCUCUCUCUCUCUCUCUCUCUCCUUCUUCAUCAUUCCUUUUCUCCUGCACCUCUCUUUUCCUCUCCUCAACUCAACUGAGUAGCCAACAUUUCUGGACCUCCAGCGCCCGGUAUGAACUUGGGCCAGUCGCGCAUGGAGAUGGCUAAGGAUGUCAAAGACGAGGACAAACUCUACAAGUUCGAAGGGGUGAUCUACUCCUCCAUCAUGAGCCCGGCCGAGAACCUGGAGGGCGCUAAGACCAUGGAGGCGCGGGCUGACGACGUGAUGCUGGUGGCCUAUCCCAAGUGUGGAUUCAACUGGAUGGUGGCUGUGCUGCGUAAAAUGAUGGCCGCGGCCAGCGGGAAGAAAGAAACCCCUGACAUGCCACCACUGAUCGAGUUCUUCUCUCCAGACACACAGAAGCUCAUAGCUCAGCGGCCGUCUCCGCGGUUUCUGGGGACUCACCUGCACCCCGUCAACAUCCCCGUUUCUUUUAAAGAGAAGAAGACCAAGAUGCUGGUGGUGUGGAGGAACCCCAAGGACACUGUUGUCUCCUACUUCCACUUCAUGAACAAGAACCCAUUGCUGCCCAGCGUGGAGUGGGAUCAGUUCUUCUCAGACUUCAUGAGCGGAGAAGUGGUUUGGGGUUCAUAUUUUGACCAUGCUGUUGCCUGGGAUAAGCUCAUGGACGAUCCAAAUGUGAAGAUUAUAACUUACGAGGACCUCAAACAGGACCUGAGUGAGGGCAUCAGGCAGAUCUCCCAGUUCUUUGGCUUCCCCCUUACUGAAGAGCAGGUCCAGACCAUCUACUCAGAGACAACCUUCAGCGCUAUGAAGGAAAGUGGUUCUCAUGGCAAACUGGGCAGCGUCUUCUUCAGGAAAGGUGAGGUGGGCGACUGGAGGAAUCACUUCAGUGAGGCCCAGAGCCAACAGAUGGACGAGGAGUUCAGCAAGAGACUAGCAGGAACCAAACUGGGGGCCCUGCUCCAAUACGACACCUACUGCAAGUAGGGAG